Messenger RNA from Anthonomus grandis grandis, 1230 nucleotides. It is a transcript of the gene tex, whose product is annotated as THO complex subunit 3. The record is from RefSeq and is a predicted model, not a curated record. Gene Ontology annotation, cellular component: THO complex part of transcription export complex. Lineage: Eukaryota; Metazoa; Arthropoda; Insecta; Coleoptera; Curculionidae. The transcript is spliced from 6 exons. Gene Ontology annotation, biological process: mRNA export from nucleus. Gene Ontology annotation, molecular function: protein binding. The coding region runs from base 107 to 1078 and encodes 323 amino acids.
GAAAACGUAAACAAAAUUUGAGGUUAUGUUAUAUGUUUUGUGUAUGACUUAGUACGGUAUUUUUUACAUUUUUCUCUCAUAUUUUCUGUUGAAAAUAAAUGAAAAUAUGCCAACGAAGUACUCAGAAAAAAUCGAGGAGUUUCAGAAAUACUUUAAAUCUCAUAGUAAAUCGAAAGAAUACCUAGGUCAUAGCUCCAAAGUGCAUUCAGUCGGUUGGAGCUGUGAUGGCAAAAGAUUGGCUUCUGGAUCUUUUGAUAAAUGCGUCUGUAUUUACACUUUGGAAAGAGACAGAUUAACUAAAGAAAUCACAUUCAAAGGCCAUGGUGGAUCUGUUGAUCAACUAUGCUGGCACCAAACCAAUCCAGACCUGCUUAGCACUGCAAGUGGAGACCGUUCAGUACGCAUUUGGGACACUAGGGUUCAGAAAAGUGUUGCAACCAUAAGCACCAAAGGAGAAAACAUCAAUAUUACCUGGUCACCAAAUGGUAAUGCAAUUGCAGUAGGAAAUAAAGAGGACCUGGUCACAUUUAUAGAUGCAAGAACUCAUAAAAUUGAAGCUGAAGAACAGUUUCACUUUGAAGUGAAUGAAAUAAGUUGGAAUAAUACAAGUGAUUUAUUUUUCUUGACAAAUGGGCAAGGAUGUAUUCAUAUACUAAGUUAUCCAGAGUUGAAAAGACAGCACAUAAUAAAAGCCCACCCAGGCACAUGUAUCUGCAUAGAGUUUGAUCCUACAGGAAAAUAUUUUGCUACAGGCAGUGCUGAUGCCUUAGUAUCUCUAUGGGAUAUCAAUGAACUUGCAUGCAAAAGAGUUUUUACCAGGAUGGAUUGGCCAGUAAGAACUAUUUCAUUUAGCCAUGAUGGGCAGCUAUUAGCUUCAGCUUCAGAAGAUUUACUUAUAGAUAUAGGGUUUGUCGAAACAGGAGAUAAAAUUGCUGAUAUCAGCGUAGAAGCGGCAACGUUCACUGUGGCCUGGCAUCCUUCUCAGUACUUUCUGGCAUAUGCCUGCGAUGACAAAGACACUUACGACAGAAAAAGAGAUGCCGGUAGUUUAAAAGUUUGGGGAUUCCCUUCGGAUUAAUUAGGUUUAACUUGACUAAGAUUAUUUUACGGAUAACUAGUAUUUUUUUUACUGUAAUAAUAAGACCAUAUCAUUGAAUUUCUAGUGUGAAUAGGAACACAAAUUAUGUUGGACAGCCUAAAAAGGAAGUAAAAUACAAUGGGUUUUAUUUA